Molecule: messenger RNA, 1441 nt
Organism: Rhagoletis zephyria (snowberry fruit fly)
Lineage: Eukaryota; Metazoa; Arthropoda; Insecta; Diptera; Tephritidae
Source: RefSeq, a predicted model, not a curated record
AUUUGUGACAACAGACUACUAUUGGCAUUCGGAAUGGUAAAGUUCACCACCAACCAAAUAUUUAUUUUUGCCACCCUUCUUCAGGUGGCAGGAAAAGGUAAUUAUGACUCGCUUUACAAUGUUAAGAAAGAAAGCAGAACGCCGCACUCAUCGUUAUCCGAUGGCAUGCCGACUUUGCGAUGGUAAGCACCCGAUCAGAUUAUGCCCGGUAUAUCGGGCAAAGGCCCCAGAAGAGCGAUUUAGAGAAUCUCUGCUCGGGCGUUUUUGUAGCAACUGUCUGUCAAUGACGCAUCGCGUACAAAGGUGCACCAGCCUGGAUCGAUGCCGUCGAUGCCACGAUAAGCACCAUACCAUAUUGCACAUCGACGAAGAGCCAAUCGACCGAAGACCGUGGAGCCAGCAGGUCGCCAGCGAGGAGGAACGGGAAAACGUUCUGUCAAUUCACGCUUCGGACUCCGGAACGGAUUCCCAAUCCCUCCGCCCUGACAUUGAAGAAGGCGAAAUAAUCGAACCUGUGACGGAAGCAGGCACUAUCCUCCCUAGUUCGACGAGGGGAUCGGAAACGCGGACUUUCCGACUCCGGCAGACGCACAAUAGACGGCAGCGUGGAUCGGAAACACGGAAUUUCCGAUCCCGGCACCGACAGCGCCGUGGAUCGGAAACUCGGUCUUUACGCCCACGAUCCAUUCGAAAGGCGUCUUACCGUCAGGACGAACAGCAAAAGCGCAGUGGAGCGGAAACUCUGUCUUUCCGCCCACGAUUCACAAGAAAAGCGUCUUACCGUCUGGACGAACAUCGACAGCGCCGUGGAGCGGAACCUCGGACUUUCCGCCCACAGCACAUACGCAACGCGAUUUCCAGAUGCAACGGGCAACGGGGUGGACUGGAGACUCGGCCUCUCCAGCUACCCAUCGCAUUAAAAACUGGCCAGGUAACGCUCACCGCGCAGACCUUGAGACCAUUUACGGCAAUUGCCCCCACAGCUGUGGUCAAGGUAGAAUCGGGAGGACGCCUACAUCUUGUACGCACUUUAGUUGAUAUGUGCGCACUAACGUCCGUAAUAGCAGCUGAUCUGGUGCGGAAAUUGGGCCUUGAGGAGAUUGGUCUCGGGAAGCACCGAAGCUGCAUUAUUCGGAUAAGAGGUAAGCAUGGGCAAGGCGCUCGGAUAGCAGUGCACGCAACCGUGGUCGCAAACUAUAGGCAGCUAAGCCCCACAGCUAGCGUUGACCGCUCGAUAGCUACGACAUAUGCCAAUAUUCGGCUGGCAAAUCCAAAUUUUUUCUUAUCCGCUCCGAUCCGCUUGGUCAGAUGGGAGCAGAUGUCUAUCCGUAGAUUAUUCUUCCGGGCACCCUGCCUACCUCCUUCGGUCCUCUCGUGGCACAAAGUAGCAUCUUCGGCUGGCUACUGUCAGGGGCUUGCCGAUCCUGAAUCACUGUCAUGA